Messenger RNA from [Torrubiella] hemipterigena, 1903 nucleotides. The record is from the annotation of a GenBank genome assembly. Lineage: Eukaryota; Fungi; Ascomycota; Sordariomycetes; Hypocreales; Clavicipitaceae.
AAAAAAGAAAAAAGAGAAAGAUUAAUAUUUUUAGAUCUAGGAUGGUAUGCACCCCACUCCAAACAAAGAAUAACAGAAAAUACAAGUGGGAUGGGAACAAAAGCUGGUGCCUUGCCUACACCGAACCCCAUCAGGCCUUGCGUACGUAUUCGCAUACGUACAGCGGUUGAGCCACACCCACCACGCUACAGUCGCUUCCCACCCGGUACGGGCUAGGCAACUGAAAUUCGUCCUAUAUUAAAACAACCAGGCUCCAGCCAGCACGGAAUUGAAUUUUUCCUAUUUUUGUUUCCUACUUUUUUUUGUUCUAAACCCCAAGUUACAAACACAGUAUCAAAGCAACAACAUCUUCCCCUCCCCUUCCCCCAAAGCUAAAACUGUUUGGCAGUCUUCAAACGCACGCUAAACCUGACGAGGAGCACUGUGCUUGUCUCAGGUACCAAAGCGCUUCUAUACCUCUCAGUGGCUGAACCCCACCCUGCUGCUGCGCCAGUGCCGCUAGCCUGUAACUGCUCAAGCUUUGGGGUCUCGGCUGGUAAUCUGUUAUUUUCCCGCUAGGAAAGCACGCCGCAAUUACGGUAGCAGGACCCAGCCUCGCCACGGUGAGCCGAAACUACGUGCCAAACAAACGUGCGCAUCAAUAUUACCUUGGAAUUUUCCUCACCCUUUUCCAUCUUCCAUCUUCAUCUCUUUUCCCCCAUUCUACCAACACUGCCGAUUUCCGAAUACCACGACCGAUAAACAUAUUCUUUUUUUCCGGAUCAUCUGUCGACUGUCGCCUUGCGCUUUCUACCCGUAACAAAACAAGCUUCCAUUUUAGGGGACACGAAUACCUCAACAGCUAGCUACCAUGUCGCUCGCAGACGAGUUCCGAACCCGCAAUUUCAGCAUUUACGGCCAAUGGUACGAUUCUUUGAUUCUCGCAGACUAAUGCGGAAGAUCAACAACCUCCUUGUAAUGGCGCUCCGGACGGCAGAGCUGUUCAAGCCGAUGCGCAUCACCAAAUUCUACGCAGAGUCGAUGAGAUUAGUAUUCGAACAUUUAUCUAACCCAACUUCUAUGUAGGCUCGGUAUCCUGUCGAUGAUUCUGUGCUUUGCUCUCGGCAUCUCCAACAUCUUCACAUCCCUGUUCUGGCCUCCCCUCAUUGUAUUUUGCGCUUUAGCCCUCGCAUCGGCUUUCCUCAUCCUAUUCAUUGAGGUACCUCUCCUUCUCCGCAUCUGCCCUACCUCCAGCGGCUUCGAUGGCUUUGUCCGCAAGAUCUCCAGCAACUACCUCCGCGCCGCCGCCUAUGGCGUCAUGGGUGCCCUUCAAAUCAUAAGCAGAGUUGCAGGAUCUAGCAGCUUGAUUGCUGCCGGCGUCUUCCUUCUUCUGACUGCCAUCUGCUACUUGAUUGCUGGCGUCAGAGGCCAGGACUUUGUUGGCAGCAAGACUCUGGGCGGCGCUGGUGUUGCUCAGAUGAUUGUCUAAAUGAUACCCGCCUUUGCCAAGAGUACACCGCCCCGGUUGAACAACAAUAUCCUUCUGACAGUCCCUUCGGAUGUCGGAAUGGAUGUUACUGCGGAAAUGUGGCUCUCUCGUUGGCUUUGGGCAUAACAAGAACGACCAGCUUUUGUUUUGAUUCAAUGUUUGGCAAGUAUCAUUGCCUAGUAUGAUCAGUACGAUUUUAUGUUCCAACUGCUGCUAGCAGUAGUUAUUUUGACUUUUCUUUCAAGACUGGUGUGCGCAGUGAGGAGCGGAAGCUUUACAGAGUUGCUUGUAUGGCAUAAGUGGGAUUUGCCUGUGGCGCCAUGCAUUUAGAAUAUUUAUUUAAUUAGCAAGAGAUUAAAAGAACGCGAGCAGUAGUGAGAGACUUGAAGCCGGAGCUAGCUGGCUGUCAGCUCAUCUACUGCUGCCUUUAGAACC